Messenger RNA from Seriola dumerili (greater amberjack), 1224 nucleotides. RefSeq names its product homeobox D3 (gene hoxd3a). The coding region runs from base 1 to 1224 and encodes 407 amino acids. Gene Ontology annotation, biological process: regulation of transcription by RNA polymerase II. The transcript is spliced from 2 exons. Gene Ontology annotation, molecular function: RNA polymerase II cis-regulatory region sequence-specific DNA binding; DNA-binding transcription factor activity, RNA polymerase II-specific. The record is from RefSeq and is a predicted model, not a curated record. Lineage: Eukaryota; Metazoa; Chordata; Actinopteri; Carangiformes; Carangidae. Gene Ontology annotation, cellular component: nucleus.
AUGCAGAAAGCAACAUACUACGACAACUCCGGACUUUUUGGAAGCUACAGCUACCCCAAACCAGACUCUUACAACUACGGCCCCGCACAUCAGUCCUACCCCACUCCCACCAUUGAGAAUGACUACCAGGGCUCAGUGUGUCCCAUCCAGACCUCUGCUGUCCGGCCACCGACUCUCAAAGACAGUGACCUGAACGGAGACUGCAUGCGGCAAAGUGGCAGUCAGAGCAACGGCAGCAGCCAAGCCACGAGCAUUGGGGAGCAGCAGGCACCUCCACUGUCCGCAUCCCCCCCAAGCUCCAACAACACCCCUGCAUCCCAGAAGAAGAAGUCCCCGUCCAGCAGCGCCUCCGGCACCGCCACGCCAGCCCUCACCAAGCAGAUCUUCCCCUGGAUGAAGGAGACCCGGCAGAACGCCAAGCAGAAGGGCAACAACUGCACCACUGCAGGUAGAGACCAUGAUGGAGAUGUGUGUGGGGAGGUGAGUGAUGAGAAGAGCCCACCGGGACCAGCCUCCAAACGGGUCAGAACUGCUUACACCAGCGCACAACUUGUGGAGCUGGAGAAGGAGUUUCACUUUAACCGCUAUCUCUGUCGCCCCCGGAGAGUGGAGAUGGCGAAUCUGUUGAAUCUCACCGAGCGCCAAAUAAAGAUCUGGUUUCAAAACAGGAGGAUGAAAUACAAAAAGGACCAGAAGUCUAAAGGGCUCGCGCACUCUCCCCUGGGACACUCCCCGGAUAGAAGCCCGCCGCUGAGUGGCCCAAAUCACAUUGGAUACUCUGGCCAGCUCCAAAACGUGAACAGCCUCAGCUAUGAUGCGCCCUCGCCCCCAUCCUUCGCCAAACCCCAGCAAAACAUGUACGGUUUGGCCGCGUACACGGCACCCUUGGGUGGCUGCAUCCCGCAACAGAAGAGGUACCCGGGCUCCGAGUACGAACACCACAGCAUGCAGAGCAACGGCAGCUUUGCCAACGCCAAUUUGCAAGGCAGCCCCGUUUAUGUGGGUGGGAAUUUUGUUGAUUCCAUGCCAGCCUCGGGCCCAAUGUUCAACCUCGGCCAUCUUCCCCACCCCUCAUCCACCAGUGUGGACUACAGCUGUGCCGCUCAGAUCCCAGGAAACCACCAUCAUGGACCCUGUGAUCCCCAUCCCACAUACACAGACCUCACCUCUCACCAAGCGUCUCAGGGAAGGAUUCAGGAAGCGCCUAAACUCACGCAUUUGUAA